AUGCUGACUAAGCUCUUCGGCCGCAGUCUGCUUAGGACUGGAGGGGUCUCUCCCAUCACCGACCUCAUCCAGGCUCGCUUCAGUAGUGUCUUGGCUGCCAGCGGCCCUGUGGUCGGUGGCACUGGGCAGCAGGAUAAGCCGAAGAGGACCAGGCGUAAGAAACAGCAUCGUGUGAUGAAGGAGGGUCCGCAUAUUACUGGCCUGCAUCAGCUGUGUGCCCUCUCCCCUGAGCUGAGCACGAUCGUGGGUGCACCUAAGGCGAGCCGUGUUGAUAUCACUAAGAAGCUGUGGGGUUACAUCAAGUCCCACAACCUGCAGGAGGAGACGGAUAAGAGAAACAUUAAGCCUGACGCUGCUCUGGGCAAGGAGCUUUCAAGUCGUAUUAUACCGCUGCCAGUGGUGAACAUGUGUACCAUGCAAAAGUAUGUACAGAAGCAUGUGACGAAAAUAGAGGCGCCAGCGUGA
Perkinsus marinus ATCC 50983 is the source of this 465-nucleotide messenger RNA. RefSeq lists its product as hypothetical. Bases 1 to 465 code for a protein of 154 amino acids. Gene Ontology annotation, cellular component: nucleus. The transcript has 5 exons. The record is from RefSeq and is a predicted model, not a curated record. NCBI's taxonomy places the organism in Eukaryota, Perkinsozoa, Perkinsida, Perkinsidae.